AUGUCAAGAACCAAACGGCAAAAGAUCGAUGACGACACUUCGACAGUGACUACAAAAUUUGAACACUUACCAAAUGAAUUGAUAGUAUUAUGUUUGAGUUACUUGACUUUUUUUGAAUUAUAUGAAUCAUUCUUUGGUCUAAAUCAACGUUUGAAUCAAUUACUUUUAUCCAAACCAACAAUUUACAUCGAUUCAAUACCCGAAACACAAUUCUUGACGCAUUGUUUUAAUUUAAGCCACUUUCUUAGUCAAAGUCAAAAUGGUUUGUUAGCAUUGCGGAGUUAUGAUGAGAAUCAAUUCAAACUAAUCAUGAAAGAUCAUUUGUUUAAAGAUAAAUUUUCUCGAUUGAAAUCUUUAACAUUAAAUAGCAUCCAUGCCGACUCAAUAUACGACGUCAUCUUUAAUGAAGAGAUGAAAUUAUACGACAUAUUAGAACGAUUGUUUCUAAGCGAAGUCAGCGAAGAAGAAGAACAUGGUUCUGCUGUAAAUCGCUUAUGCAAUCGAUUGAUAUCGUCGAAAAUGAAAUCAUUAAACUAUCUGAAUAUGAGUUUCACACCUUACCGAUGUGGAUGUGAAAAUAACAUUCAGUCCGGUCGUGACAAGGUCGACUUGGAAUUUAAAAGAAAAGCAUCAACAAGCCACUUGGAAACACUUAUUAUCGGAGAAAUUGAUGGAGAAAAACAAACUCAAAUAUCGUUUCGUACGUUGACUGAUAAACUGUUGCCUCGUCUAUUGAAACUAAAAACAUUAAUGAUCGAUUCGGUUCACUUUGAACACGAGAAACAUUCUUAUUCUCAAGGUGUAAUGAAGAAUAAAUCGGUUUUAACAAUGAAUUUGAAAACAGUCAAGGUUUGGAUUAAACGGCAAGAUCAGCGGCAUAAAUCAGUCCUAGAAGAUUUUUUUAUCAAAUCAAGUUCCUCGGAUGAUUUAGCAGUAGAAAUAUUUUGCGGUGAUGACGAGAAUAGUUUUGAAUGA
Molecule: messenger RNA, 975 nt
Organism: Adineta ricciae
Lineage: Eukaryota; Metazoa; Rotifera; Eurotatoria; Adinetida; Adinetidae
Source: the annotation of a GenBank genome assembly